GCAAGAUGAAAUGGAAGGAUUUCGCCAGUAAGGGUAAACUGGGUCGUAAAGAUAGCAUGUUCCGCACCGGAGAGGGCCUUACGGCAAGAGUCGGCUUCACCGGGUCAGGCCAGCAAAUGCGCAAAGAUCCCACCAGGACGCGGCAUGUUUAUCAACAGGGCGAAGAAGAGGGCUACUGAGUCAUGCCACUCCAGUGGGAUCCUCGACUUACACCCUUCCCUUCCUCUUUUAUUUUGCGAGAUUUAGCGAUGGGAAUCAUCAGUUCUAAACCUAUCCCCUUCGUCCUCACCUUUGAUGAGAAAAAAAACAUGUUCUCUACGAUUCUUCUGCUGACUGAGCUCUUGAUGGCGCAGAUAGCAUCGGUAUUGUUCUUAUGGCCUAUAACUGAAGCGGGGGCGGUAUCAUGCACAAAACUGGGUCCUUUCUUUUUUUUCGAAAUAUGUGGGUCCUCUGCAUGUACUCUUGCAUCAGAAGACCAGCUUUGUCGACCUCAGCCCAAAGCCUAUUGUAUCAAGGCUCUUUGUAUGAGUGAUCGAUCUGUAGAAACACAACUGGAAGAUCCUUCCAGGUGCCAGUCAAUCUGACGCAACCUCAGCAUGCAUUUCAAUGGCGGCCGUCAUGAUGAUCGAAUCCGAGUCACGUAGACUAAUAUAUAUGCACUGAACGAGACAAUCAACAUGGAUGUGUCAAUUACUUCCAGUAUAAAAAGGAUAACACAGCCAUACCUAGAUAUCUAUCAGGGCUGUCUUUUUU
Penicilliopsis zonata CBS 506.65 is the source of this 753-nucleotide messenger RNA. RefSeq lists its product as hypothetical. The record is from RefSeq and is a predicted model, not a curated record. The coding region runs from base 183 to 584 and encodes 133 amino acids. Lineage: Eukaryota; Fungi; Ascomycota; Eurotiomycetes; Eurotiales; Aspergillaceae. The transcript has 3 exons.